Messenger RNA from Molossus molossus (Pallas's mastiff bat), 1047 nucleotides. RefSeq names its product RAB7B, member RAS oncogene family (gene RAB7B). Gene Ontology annotation, molecular function: GTP binding; GTPase activity. Gene Ontology annotation, cellular component: late endosome; phagocytic vesicle; lysosome. Gene Ontology annotation, biological process: phagosome-lysosome fusion; endosome to lysosome transport. Lineage: Eukaryota; Metazoa; Chordata; Mammalia; Chiroptera; Molossidae. The record is from RefSeq and is a predicted model, not a curated record. The transcript is spliced from 6 exons. The coding region runs from base 121 to 723 and encodes 200 amino acids.
GCCUUUUUCUUCUGACCCGGCUGAGACUGUUGAUAAGACGAGACCCCCAGACGCAGAAAGAACUCUCACCUGGCCCGGAGGCUGGAUGCUAAGCAACCACAGCUGCUCUGAAGUCCCUCCAUGAAUCCCCGGAAGAAGGUGGAUUUGAAGCUCAUCAUCAUCGGAGCUCUGGGUGUAGGAAAGACCUCCCUCCUCCACCAGUAUGUGCACAAGACGUUUUAUGAAGAUUACCAGACCACGCUAGGCGCCAGUAUCCUCUCCAAGAUUAUCAUACUGGAUAACACAACUUUGAAGCUACAGAUCUGGGACACAGGUGGACAGGAGCGGUUCCGCUCCAUGGUGUCCACGUUCUACAAAGGCUCUGAUGGCUGCAUCCUGGCUUUUGAUGUCACUGACCUGGAGUCCUUUGAAGCCCUGGAUACCUGGCGGGGGGAUGUCCUGGCCAAAAUCAUUCCAGUGGAGCAGUCCUACCCCAUGGUGGUGCUGGGGAACAAGAUUGAUCUGGACGACCGGCAGGUACCACAGGAGGUAGCCCAAGACUGGUGCAGAGAGAAGAAUAUUCCCUACUUUGAAGUCAGUGCCAAGAAUGACAUCAAUGUGGUACAAGCCUUUGAGAUGUUGGCCAGCCGGGCUCUGUCAAGGUAUCGGGACAUCUUGGAGAACUACCUCACAGACUCCAUCAAGCUCUCCCCAGAGGACCAGUCCAGGAGCAGAUGCUGCUGAUCGUCCAGACUCCCUCUCGACACCGGACACACAGCGCGCCCUGCGCCUGGUCAUCGGCGUCUCCCACCAGCCCCACCACCUGCCGAGGCGCAGCCUGGGCUCGGCCCAGCCUCUAUGGCAGAGCCCCUGAUCCCCGUGUCUGUGCUGGGCCCAGAAUCAGAGGGCAGCCCCUCCCUCGGGCGAGUGAAGUGAGCACAGGGCUGGGUCCUCAGGGGUCCUGAUGAAACUCAGACUGUCAUAGUCAAAGCCUGGCCCGGAGGAGUCACAAUUCCUUGCUGUUUCCAGCUUUCCUGCACUGCCCUCCUCAAACACGCUCCUGCUCCA